Molecule: messenger RNA, 1785 nt
Organism: Eimeria acervulina
Lineage: Eukaryota; Apicomplexa; Conoidasida; Eucoccidiorida; Eimeriidae
Exons: 4
Coding region: 1-1785 (594 amino acids)
Source: RefSeq, a predicted model, not a curated record
AUGCAGCACAGCAACAUAGCAGCAGCAGCUGCUGCUGCAUGCAGGCGCUGCUGCUGCAGCUGCAGCUGCAGCGCGCGGCUGCCCAGGCCAUGCAGAACCACCACCAACAGCAGCAGCAGCAGCAGCAGCAGCAGCAGCAGGAGCAGCAGCAGUAGCAGCGGCUGCUUCUCUGUACAAACUCCUCUUGAGGGAGGCUGCUGCAGCCUUGGGGGCCCCACAGCUACACUUAGACGCAGCGCUGCGGUGUCUCUAAACAAUUGCUGCAGCAAAUGGAAGCACAGCUGGCCUCAGCUCAGUGCCUUGACGCCAACCCCAGCAGCAGCAGCAGCAGGAGCUGCUGCUGCUGCUGCUGCUGCAGGUUCUGCUGCAGCAGCAGCAACAGCAACACCAUCUCGCAGAUUAGUUAAGCAACUGGGGGCCCUCAGCUUCCAGUGCAGAGAGCUGCAUAGGGGCCCCCGUAUUGAAGCAGCAGAAUCAUGCAGAAGCAAUACUUUUGCUGCUGCUGCUGCUGCUGCUGCUGCACCUGCUGCUGCUUCUGCCUCUCCUGCUGCUGCUCCUGCAUCUCCGGGUAUCUUUUUUGAGUUUGCUGCUGCUCAACGACAGAUGCUGCUGCCGCUGCUGGCCGCGCUGCAGCAGCCACUGUCCCCCCUCCAUUUGCUGCAGCUGCUGCAGCAGCUGCAUGCGCUGGGCCGUGCUGCUUGGCUGGAGACAGGGGUCUCUUCUGCUGCUGAGAGCUGCUUUGUUUUGCUGCCUUGUAAAGACAAGCAGCAGCUGCAGCAGCAGCAGCAGCAGCAGCAGCAGAAGCAGCAGAAGCAACUAGUAUCAGAUACACGUCUCCCCAAGUGGGGCCUGUGGGGCCCUGGAGACUCUCUAAACCCAACAGCAGCAGCAGCAACAGCAGCAGCAGCAGCAGCAGCAGCGCCAGCGCAGCCUUACGUGCGUUUCUUGCAGCAAUUUGAUAUUGAUGCUGUAGCUGUUUGUUCUCUUGAAGCUGCUUUAGGGACAGAAGAAGCGAAGCUGCUGCUGCUGCAGCUGCUGCUGCUGCUGCCCCAAGCGGCGUGUGGGGACCCCUUAACAGCAGCAGGAGCUGUCAUGCCUCCCUACCACAACUCAGAUAAUCCUGCAGCAGCAGCAGCAGCAGCAGCAGCAGCAGCAGCAGGUUACCCCUCAGGAGCAGCAGCAGCAGCAGCAGCAGCAGGGCCUCGCAGUGCCUGCACCACUCUUGAGGACGGUGGAGUGUCUCAGCACCUCAAGACUUCAUUUGCUGCUGCCAGCGACUGCAUGCAUCUCCGAGCUGGGCCUCUGCAGCAGCUUAAAGGACAGCCUAGGGGAGUCUCUGUUAUGCUAAUGCAUAGAGCUCUUCAAGCUAUUCACCUCCGUACAGAAACCCUGGGGGCCCCUGAAGCGCUGCUGCUGCUGCGGGGCAUCCGCAAGCUGCAGGUGCAGCUUCCCUCUGCGCUGCAGUCUGCACAGCCAGUAGAUGUUAAUCUGCUGCUGCUGCAGCUCUGGGCUCCUCUGUCUCCUUCUCUUGAUUUCUUGUCUGUCGAGGCGCUGCUGCAGGUGCAGCUUCCCUCUGCGCUGCAGUCUGCACAGCCAGUAGAUGUUAAUCUGCUGCUGCUGCAGCUCUGGGCUCCUCUGUCUCCUUCUCUUGAUUUCUUGUCUGUCGAGGCGCUGCUGCAGGUGUGUUUAUGCUGCUCAGCAGCAGCAGCAACAUCAACAGCAACAGCAGCAGCAGCAAUAGCAGCAGCAGCAACAGCAGCAGCAGCAGCUCAGGAGGGGCUGUAG